This is a messenger RNA of Gossypium raimondii (Peruvian cotton), 2076 nucleotides long. RefSeq names its product probable inorganic phosphate transporter 1-9. Gene Ontology annotation, biological process: transmembrane transport. The record is from RefSeq and is a predicted model, not a curated record. Gene Ontology annotation, cellular component: membrane. Lineage: Eukaryota; Viridiplantae; Streptophyta; Magnoliopsida; Malvales; Malvaceae. The coding region runs from base 359 to 1933 and encodes 524 amino acids. Gene Ontology annotation, molecular function: transmembrane transporter activity. The transcript is spliced from 2 exons.
AAACAAUACUUAGAAAGCAACCAUCGAGCAAGGUGCCAAGCUUCUAAACCUGUUGAAAAGAUUUAUUAAACUGAAGCGAAAGGUCCAAUGACUUUGAAAUGAUUCGCAUCCUGUGAAGAAUCAAUUCAUGAUAUUCAAUAAAACCGAAAAUCUCAAGACAAGAGGUGCUAAGCCAAGUCCACCUCCAAAGCUGAUUGGAUCACAUUAACCCUUCAGCAUAAUUUCUUUCUGCUUUCUUCUCCACAAAACUACCAAGAAAAUUGCACUCUUUUCAGUCUUCUCUCUUGCCAUUUUGCUUAUAUAAUCAUAGUUUCCUCGCCUGGCCUGCUUCACCAUCGUCUAGCAAACUCAAACAGGGAUGGCGUUGAAAGUCUUGUCCGCCCUCGAUGCAGCAAAAAUCCAGUUGUAUCACUUCAAAGCAAUCAUCAUCGCCGGUAUGGGACUCUUCACCGACGCCUAUGAUCUCUUCUGCAUCCCUCCCAUCAUGAAGCUCAUAGGACGAAUAUACUACCUUGACCAUCAUAACUCAGACAAAUGCUCGGUCAUGCCCAAGGAGACACAAUACAAAACCACCCCAACCGCUGUCGUGUCGACCCUGGUGUCCAUAGCUCUUCUGGGCACCGCCGUAGGACAACUGGUGUUCGGGAGGCUUGGCGAUCGGGCAGGAAGGCGCCGCGUGUACGGGCUGUCAUUAGGCAUGAUGGUGCUGAGCUCCCUAGCAUGCGGCUUCUCUAUAUGCAAGACCAGGAAUUGCGUCUUGGUGAGUUUGGGGUUCUUCAGGUUCUUGCUGGGAGUAGGGAUCGGGGGUGACUACCCUUUGUCAGCAACCAUCAUGUCGGAGUUCGCUAAUAAAAAGACACGUGGGGCCUUUAUAGCUGCUGUGUUUUCGAUGCAGGGGCUGGGGAUAUUGGCUAGCUCCAUAGUGACGAUGGUUGUGUGUAGGAUAUUUGCGGUUUCAUCGAAUGAGGCCAAGAGUGAAACGCCGGACGAGGCUGAUCUUGCGUGGAGGCUCAUACUGAUGAUGGGUGCAGUUCCCGCUGCCUUGACGUAUUAUUGGCGUAUGAUGAUGCCUGAGACCGCCAGAUACACAGCUCUGGUGGAACAAAAUGUGGUACAAGCAGCCAUAGACAUGAAGAAAGUAUUAGAUGUUCCAAUGAGUGAAAUUGCUGAAGACUCCCCUAUCCGACUGAAGCCGCCGGCACUACCUCAUCCGUCCUAUCCUCUUCUCUCCAAACGCUUCCUCCGCCGCCACGGUGUUGAUCUCUUCUGUUGUGCCGCAACAUGGUUUCUUGUGGACGUUGUCUUUUACAGUAGCAACCUCCUUCAAUCUCAGAUUUAUCAUCGCUUUAUAAAGGACAACAAUGAUGUCAAUGGCUAUAAACUCGCUUUUAAAGUUGCUCGUUUCCAAGCAAUUCUUGCAAUCAGCUCUACCAUUCCAGGUUAUUGGGUCACAGUCUAUUUUAUUGAUCGCAUUGGGAGAGUCAAAAUCCAAAUGUUAGGAUUUUUGUUCAUGGCACUGGUUUAUUUCGCGAUUGGUAUACCCUACAAAUACUACUGGAGUGAAAACAUAAGUGUUGGGUUUAUGGCUCUCUACUCCCUCAGUUUCUUCUUUUCCAAUUUCGGACCAAACACCACCACUUUUAUUGUCCCUGCUGAAUUAUUUCCAGCAAGAUUUAGAUCAACAUGUCAUGGCAUUGCUGGGGCCGUUGGAAAGGUUGGCGCAAUCAUUGGGACGAUUGGUUUUUUCUGGGCUUCGAGGAAUGAGAAAGAUAGUGGCAAGCCGAACCCCGUAAGAAUGACCGUGGCACUAGUAAUCUUGGGUGUGGUGUGUCUUGUCGGACUUUUGCUGACUUAUUUUCUUACACGGGAAACCAUGGGAAGGUCCCUUGAGGACAAUGAGAUCUAUGAAGAUGAACUUAUAUAUAAUACAUAGAAUUUCUAAUAAAGUUUUUAAACCCCACAAGUAAAUUUUGGGAAUAAAAUAUUAAAAAAAAAAGACACAUAUCAUAAUGUUUAAAAGUUGUCAAUGUAUCAAAUACUAAUCAAUGUAUGUGUUAAUAUAAUAUAUUAGUUUUU